Messenger RNA from Spinacia oleracea (spinach), 1769 nucleotides. RefSeq lists its product as uncharacterized. NCBI's taxonomy places the organism in Eukaryota, Viridiplantae, Streptophyta, Magnoliopsida, Caryophyllales, Amaranthaceae. The record is from RefSeq and is a predicted model, not a curated record. The transcript is spliced from 2 exons. Bases 157 to 804 code for a protein of 215 amino acids.
UAUCAAACCAUCCACCAAACAACAUCCUAACCAUCUGUUUUGAAUCUAGCCAUUCCAAACAAGAGAGAUUUCCACUCACGAACGAAACCCUAAGCCCCCUUUCUAACCAAGUCUCCUCGUUCUCUCUCCUACGAACAACCCUAGAUUCAGACGACGAUGGUCUCACCACUCUGGCCGGAAUCACAGUCAAGCAGCCCGUCUAUGCAACCUGACUCAACCCUAUCACCAAGGAUCUCUCCGCCAUCACCACCUUACUCGGCCUUCUUGCAGCCUCCCUGGCAAACACCAAGCAACACCCAAUCACCUUCUUGGACGCCACCUUCACCACCACACCCGAUGUUGAUGGAGUAUAUGUCAAUCCUGGAAACGGAAAUUCCAGCUGCCGGAAUUUCAGAGAUGAACUUCAAUAAGGUCGAUUACCUGCUAGAUACAACAGACAUCAACAACCUGCAAAUUGCGAGUUCACAGACGUUGAGGGAGAUGAUUAUGAAUCUGGACAAGGCCCCGGUUCAGUGGUUGGAUUUGAAGAUGUUAACCCCCGGUGGAGACCUUCUUCCGGCCCAUCUUUCCAAUUUCUCUGAUUUGGAAUUCCUACCGCCGGCAACAAGGAGAUAUUGUGCGUGGAGGAUGGACAAGCUUGCUCUCACCAACUCGUCGGAUAUAAUCCCGCUGGAACUCGAGUAUCUCAUGGACCCUCCCCCUCAGAUUCCAAAAUCAGGGAAAUCAUCUACCUACAUAAGAUCCCUGUCAUGCUCGAAGCUAGGGGUUGGACAAAUCAGUGAAAUUAAUUCAGUCUUACGGUAAUCAAGUUAAGGUACCAAUCUGGGUGAAAUGGGACCAUGGAGAAGUGCUAAGAGAGGCCAACACAACAAAGCUGUACGUGGGGCCGAUUCAAUCUGUGAUUCAAGAAGGGGAAGAGCCAAACAUUCCUCUCCCUUCCACCAAUCCUGAUAUUUUUAUCCUCUACUGGAAUGCUAGAGGUAUAGUGAGGUUGUCUUUCUCCCGUAACAUCUGUCAGUUAAUUGAACAACACCAUCCUAACAUGAUAGUCAUUUCCGAAACCAGAGUCAGUAAACAUAAUACUGCUGAAAUUGUUAGUCAACUUUCGUAUGAUGAGUGGGUUAUAAUUGAGCCGAUAGGCCUGUCGGGAGGCAUAAUCGUGUUGUGGCGCUCAAAUGAUGUGUAUUUUGAGCCAACAAGAGCUGAUAGGCAAGGGAUUCAUGGGAUUGUUCAAGUAUAAUAUUCAACCAAGUCUUUGAUCUCAACCACUGUUUAUGAUUAUUUGUGGAAUUGGAAUGAAAUUUGUAACAAAAUUGUGCACAAGUUGUGUGUGUUGGAUUCCAAAAGUAUUCUAUUUGAUUGGUCUCCCACCAUCAUCUGAUAUUUAGUUGAGCACAAGGCGCUCAUAGGAUGGAUUGAUAAGCAGGCAAGUAGGAGCACUAACCGUGCAGCUGAUAUGUUGGCAAAAGAGUGUUAUAGAAGUGUAAUAAAUGAACGGACUCUAUGUUGACUAUUUUCCAUAAUCCACCAGGAUUAGUAUCGGUUGUAAUUGUGGAGGAUUAGACCUGCGUAACCCACUUUGUAUGCACUAUUAAUUAAAUUAUGUUUUCCAUUUGUAUCAAAUCUGCAUUAAUCUUCCUGACAUGGUAGAAUCGAUAUUAUCUUAAAGAAAAUAUACACGAUUAACCGGGCUACGGUCUUGUAAUGUCUAAUAAUAUUGUAGAGUAUUCGUUUGGCAAUUUAAUACGUCAAGUAUUUAUCUGUGGAGA